Messenger RNA from Camellia sinensis, 2625 nucleotides. It is a transcript of the gene CID4, whose product is annotated as CTC-interacting domain 4. Gene Ontology annotation, molecular function: mRNA binding. The record is from RefSeq and is a predicted model, not a curated record. Lineage: Eukaryota; Viridiplantae; Streptophyta; Magnoliopsida; Ericales; Theaceae. Gene Ontology annotation, biological process: cytoplasmic stress granule assembly. Gene Ontology annotation, cellular component: cytoplasmic stress granule.
CGGUUCAAUCCGGUUUUUAAAACAUUUCCAAAUGGUCCGUCCCUGUGUCUCUCUCUCUUUCUAAGCGCACAAGCACUCAUUUCCUCCGAUUUGUGUGUUUCUAAAACCCUAGAUCUCCAUCGCUAUCGAUCGACGCCUCGAAGAAUCGCAAUCGCAGUAGAUUAAAGCUCACUUUUAGGAAUGAAUUUGCAACAAGUAGUACAGCCCAGAUCUUCAGUUAAUGGGUAUGGCCGUCGGAGGGGUGACAGAGAAAGUGUGAGUAGGCCAGAGCAUAAGUCGCAAUCUGGAAAAACAAACCUGAGCAGACAGAACAGUGCAGGUCUAUCAACUGGCAGUAAAGGUGGAGGUUAUGAAAGUCUUUCACGUGACCGAUUGGUAUAUAUAACGACCUGUCUAAUUGGUCAAAAUGUUGAAGUCCAAGUUAAAGAUGGAUCUUUAUUUUCUGGAAUAUUUCACGCGACAAAUGCUGAAAAAGAUUUUGGAAUUAUUUUGAAGAUGGCCCGCUCAAUAAGGCCUGGUUCUUCACGUGGACAGAAGUCUAUUGCAGAUUCCAUGAGCAAGGCUCCUUCAAGGACUUUGAUAAUACCGGCUAAAGAACUCAUACAAAUUAUUGCAAAGGGUGUGUCUGUAACCAGGGAUGGUUUUGCAAAUGAUCUCCAACAUGUAAAACAGCAGGACAUCAUGCUAGACUCUUCUAUAUCACAAUCUCGUCAUGGCGACGUAGAGAGGGAGUUGGAACGCUGGGUCCCUGAUGAAGAUGAUCCUCAAUGUCCUGAUUUGGAGAAUAUAUUUGAUGGCACUUGGAAUAGGUCCUGGAAUCAAUUUGAAGUAAAUGAAACAUUAUUUGGAGUGAAAAGCACCUUUGACGAGGAAAUUUAUACAACAAAACUUGAGAGGGGUCCACAGAUGAGAGAGUUGGAAAGGGAAGCUUCAAGAAUAGCAGGAGAAAUUGAGGGUGAGGAAACCCAUGAUCUACAUUUAGCAGAGGAACGAGGGAUUCACCUUCAUGAAAAAUUUGAUAUUGACGAGGAAACGAGAUUCUCAUCGGUCUUUAGGGGGGUUGACGACAGUGGAUAUGAUGAAGAUGAGGACGCAUUAUUGGAUUCAUGUAAUAGUGAAACCUUUGGUGGUGCCUCUGGUUCUGUUGUUGGCAGGCCGUUGGCUAACUUGACCAGUGGGAAAAGUAAUGAUGGAGCUCAAAUGUCAUCUUGUUCUUCAUCUAUGGAUGAAAUACAAUCUUCUCUAUCAAACUCUGCAAGGGAUGUACACUGCUCUGAUUCUAAUGAUCAUUCUGGACAGCUGUCAUCUGAAUCUCUCUCUAAAAGUUCAGCUUUAGAUAGUGAAAUCAGGAUUCAGGAGAAUCAGUUCAGUGCACAGUAUGCAGGAAAUAAUUACGUUAAGGAGUUUGUAGAAAAGCAAAUGUUAGCUGAGGAGGCACAAACAUCAAAAUCUGAGGAUUUGCAGCCAUCACUGAGGGCAAAGAAAGAUGGCUCUGAUGGGGGAUUAUCUGCGAAUGCCACAUCAUAUACUUCUACAUCCCUUGGCUCAUCCAAGGAUCGGGAAAAGAUGAGUUCUCCCAGUGGACUAACAGAGGAUGCAGCUCCCAUGAAGCCACAAGGAGCAACACAGUCUGCUAGAUCCCAUGGACGGCCUGGUAGUUCUGCUUCAGAGCGUGGGGGUGCUGCCUCAGCUUCUAGCGCUCAGGUCUUAUCACCAAGCUCAUCAAUGAGUUCAUUGUCUUCGGAAAAGUCAACUCUGAACCCCCAUGCUAAGGAAUUCAAACUCAAUCCGAAUGCAAAGAGUUUCAUCCCAUCUCAAACUCCUUUAAGGCCUGCUUCUCCAGUGUCUGAUGGCUCCUUUUAUCUUCAAACUAAUGUUGCUCCUCAUAUGCAUGGCAUUGUAGGCCUUGGGAUUGGACACUCAUUUGCGCACCAGCCUGUUAUGUAUCCUCAGGUUGCACCAAUGCAAUCACCACAGGCAUACUUCCAUCCAAAUGGACCUCAAUAUGGGCAGCAGAUGAUUCUUGGUCACCCUCGGCAAGUCCUUUACAUGCCGACAUAUCCCCCUCCCCCUCCUGAAAUGCCAUACAAGGGAAGAGAAUUUUAGGAAGUUGGUUGACUGCAUUCAGAAACACAGAUGUGCUUGUACCGAAUAAGCUUCUAAUGACAGACUACUCGGAAAAUUAAUUUUCCGUUGAAAGAGCCCAGCAGCUGAUGAAAGACUUCAUAAUUCUCAAGCACUAUUUGUGCUAGGGCUAUCUCUCUCUCUCUCUCUCUCUCUCUCUGAUGAGAUAUAAUUCAAUAACCUUGUAACCUUCACAAUUCUCUGAUUUGUUGAUGUUUUUAAAGAUGCAGUACCUUUUUCUUCAUUUGGGUGUUGUUUUUAUUUUGAUUUUUAAGUUAUUUGGAUUCAACUCAAGAGGCAUACAAAGGUUUUUACCUCAUUGCAAAGUGUGUUUAGUUUUUUCGACAAGACCAGGGUGGCACCGAAAAUGCCAAGUGUUUUAUGAUGUAUCAAUGGAUUUGGUUAACGCCAUUUGCUAACGCCGGUGGCCUUGCUUGGGAAUGGCUUAUUAUGAGGUUAGCUCAAACUUUCAAUAGAAAUGUUGUGAAUUUAUGGUGCGUA